AUGGUCCAUCUAUCAAGAGUCAGAAAAGGCAAACAAGUCCGACGUCAGGAUGCCCAGGAGUCCGGUGACAGCUCGGCCGCUCCGUACGUCUACGCGACGCAUUAUGCCGCAGAGGAGCUGCCUGAGCAUGAGCUUGCAGAGCAAGAGAUGCCAGCUGCUGUGGUGAAACGCAUGAUUCAGGAUGAGUUGAGUCUGGAUGGGAACCCACUGCUCAACAGUCUAGCUAGUUUUGUCACUACCUAUAUGGAAGACGAAGUCGAAGACCUGAUGACCGACGCCAUGAGUAAAAACUUCAUUGAUUAUGAACAAUAUCCCCAGACUGCGCAUAUCCAGAACCGCUGCGUGAACAUGAUCGCUGGACUGCUACAUGCACCCACUAAUAAUGACGAAGAAAGUGAUCUGGACUCGCUCGGUACAUCAACGGUCGGAUCAUCCGAGGCCAUCAUGCUGGGAAUGUUGGCUAUGAAGAAACGAUGGCAGAACCGACGCAAAGCAGAGGGAAAAGAUUGGACAAGGCCGAAUAUUGUUAUGAAUAGCGCAGUCCAGGUUUGUUGGGAGAAGGCAGCAAGAUAUUUCGACGUCGAGGAAAAAUAUGUCUACUGUACGGAUACUAGAUACGUAAUUGAUCCGCAGACAGCGGUGGAUUUGGUCGAUGAGAAUACCGUCGGAAUUUGUGCAAUCGUCGGCACGACGUAUACGGGCCAGUAUGAGGAUGUCAAGGCCAUUAAUGAUCUAUUAACGGAGCGAAACAUCGACUGUCCAAUCCACGUGGAUGCGGCGAGUGGUGGAUUUGUGGCGCCGUUCAUCAAUCCAUCCAUGAUUUGGGAUUUUCAGUUGGAAAAGGUGGUUUCGAUCAAUGUGUCCGGGCAUAAAUAUGGGCUGGUGUAUCCCGGCGUGGGCUGGGUAUUCUGGCGAGGGCCUGAAUAUCUUCCCAAAGAGUUGAUUUUCAACAUCAACUACCUCGGAUCUGACCAAGCCAGCUUCACCUUGAACUUCUCCAAGGGAGCCUCGCACAUCAUCGGACAAUACUAUCAGCUGCUGCGGCUGGGCCGGCACGGAUAUAAAUCCAUCAUGUCGAAUCUGACGCGGACAGCCGACUAUCUAGCUGACGAACUCGAGAAACUCGGCUUCGUCAUCAUGAGCGAAAAAGGGGGCCGAGGGCUUCCACUUGUUGCAUUCCGAUUUCCCGAAGAUGAGAACCGACUGUACGACGAGUUUGCCCUAGCUCAUUCGCUUCGUCGGAGAGGAUGGGUCAUCCCAGCAUAUACUAUGGCACCACACAGCAACCAGCUCAAGAUGAUGCGGAUCGUCCUGCGCGAGGAUUUCAGCCUCCACCGAUGUAACCUGUUGAUUAAGGAUUUCAAAAUGGCCAUCAAGGGAUUGGACGAGAUGGAUGAGUCAAUGAUCGAUCGGAUUAGCAAAUACAUCCAGAUGCACGGAGCCAAGAUGCCACAUAGCAAGGUCUAUGCAAACGAGCAACAUUCGCUGCAAGGGAAGACCGGAAAAUCUCAUCCCGUCUUCGAUGUAUACCCGUCUCCACUGCUCCUCCCUUACGCACUCUAUUUUCCCGCGUCCAUUGGUCAUAGUGCGAACCUAGACGAUCAUCUCGGCAAAUGUCGGAUGCUAUUGUUCUCCUUGCUGGCCUUAUUGGCAUGUGUCUGCCACGCGCAGGCCAAGGGUGUCUUUGCCCAUUUCAUGCUAGGAAACAGCGACAACUACACAAAAGAUGACUGGCGACAAGACAUCACCGCCGCCAAAGCAGCCCACCUAGACGCCUUCGCUCUGAACACGGGCUGGCUUGCCAACACCAAACAGCUCCUCGACGACGCAUUCUCAAUUGCCGACGAGGUCGACUUCAAACUGUUUCUCUCCCUUGACUACUCCGGCGCCGGCCACUGGCCGUCAGACCAAGUCGUCAACGUCUUGAAGACCUACACCAACAAGACCGCCUACUACCUACACCGCGAUGAUAAGCCGCUCGUCACGACGUUCGAAGGCGCCCAAGCCGCCAACGACUGGCAGGGCAUCAAACGCAAGGUCGACUGCGUCUUUAUCCCGGACUGGUCGUCCCUCCAACCUGGUGUCGCAAUGGGGCGGGCUGCAGUCGACGGCCUGAUGAGCUGGAGCGCCUGGCCCGAGGGCACACACAAUAGCAACACUACGCAGGAUAAGAAAUAUAUGGACGCGUUGAAUGGCAAGCCGUACAUCAUGCCUGUGUCGCCGUGGUUCUACACCAAUAUGAAACGCUACGAUAAGAACUGGGUGUGGCGGGGCGAUGACGUCUGGUAUAAACGGUGGCAAGACGUGCUGGAGGUUGACCCGGAGUACGUGGAGAUCAUCUCGUGGAAUGACUACGGCGAGUCUCAUUACAUCGGGCCGAUCCAUGAGCGAAGUCUGAAUGUCUUCGAUGAUGCCGAGGCGCCGUUCGACUAUGCCAAGGGCAUGCCGCAUGACGGGUGGCGGGCCUUCCUGCCGUACGUGAUCGAACAAUAUAAGAAUCCCGGGCGAGACGCCAAGAUCCAGGACGAGGGCAUCGUUUCGUGGUAUCGCCUGAAUCCGUCGGGGGCGUGCUCUGAUGGCAAGACGACGGGGAACACGGAAACCCAGGCGCAGAAGAUAUACAAGCCUGGGGAGGUCCUACAGGAUAAGAUCUUUUACUCGGCGCUGUUGGAGUCGCCGGCCGAUAUUACGGUCAGCAUUGGUGGCAAAAACAAGACGGCGACGUGGGCUGAUAAGCCAGAUGGGAACAAGGGGAUCUAUCACGGAAGUAUCGACACUGAUAAAGAAUUGGGUGACGUUGUGGUGACGCUGUCAAGGGACAAACAGUUUCUGGCGCAGAUGAAGGGAAAAAGCAUUACAGACAAGUGCGAGAACAACAUGACGAACUGGAACGCGUGGGUUGGCAACGCUACCUCAACUGGAGAACUGGCCGCGAAACACUCAUCGUCCUCCGGUGACGAUAAGGAUUCGUCGUCGACGCGGGUAGCUGUGGGGGGACUGCUCCAGGCGGCGGUGCUUGGGAUGGCGUUCUUCAAUCUGGCAUAA
Messenger RNA from Aspergillus affinis, 3045 nucleotides. RefSeq lists its product as uncharacterized. Gene Ontology annotation, molecular function: glucan endo-1,3-alpha-glucosidase activity; glutamate decarboxylase activity; pyridoxal phosphate binding. The transcript has 8 exons. Gene Ontology annotation, biological process: L-glutamate catabolic process. Gene Ontology annotation, cellular component: cytosol. The record is from RefSeq and is a predicted model, not a curated record. Bases 1 to 3045 code for a protein of 1014 amino acids. Lineage: Eukaryota; Fungi; Ascomycota; Eurotiomycetes; Eurotiales; Aspergillaceae.